This is a messenger RNA of Rana temporaria (common frog), 3193 nucleotides long. It is a transcript of the gene WDR91, whose product is annotated as WD repeat domain 91. Gene Ontology annotation, cellular component: early endosome membrane; late endosome membrane; extrinsic component of endosome membrane. Gene Ontology annotation, molecular function: phosphatidylinositol 3-kinase regulator activity; protein binding. Gene Ontology annotation, biological process: early endosome to late endosome transport. The record is from RefSeq and is a predicted model, not a curated record. The transcript has 16 exons. NCBI's taxonomy places the organism in Eukaryota, Metazoa, Chordata, Amphibia, Anura, Ranidae. Bases 253 to 2499 code for a protein of 748 amino acids.
UUUUUUUUCCUUUAGUGACCCUUUAAGAUGUUUUCAACAAGAAUUCUUUGAACCUCCUGGAUGAAUGUUCAAUGAGAUUUAUAACGCUCAAGUCUGCGCUUCUAGUAGCCUUGGUUUCAGCUCGCAGAGACAAAACUAUUCUCGCAUUAGACACAGCAUUUGAAGAAAUUAUCCCUUCCAUUUGUGAAAAACUAGCAACAAGGAAAAAGAUUAUAACAUUAAUUCUCCGGAAUAACCUGUACAGCCCCUGGGAUGACGUCGGCCGUGGAGCGCACGGAUGACCUGGUGAGAGAGUACCUCACUUUCCGAGGGUUUACCAGCACCUUGAAACACUUGGAAGCAGAUAUUAAAGCGGACAAGGAGAAAGGUUUCCGGGUGGACAGGAUUGUGGAGCAGCUGCUGCAGUUUAUCCAGAGUUAUGACCUUAAUGGGCUUCUGGAAUACUGGGGAUAUCUGGAGCGACGCCUUUUCAGCCGAUUGGAGGAUGUGUAUCGGCCAACUGUCAACAAGCUGAAGACUAGCCUAUUCCGCUAUUACCUUGUCUGCACAGUACAGAGCAGUCGGAUAGACAAGGCACAAGACUUCUUCCAAAAACAAGCGCCGGAGCUGCAAAACCAGGCUGAGUGGAAAGAAUGGUUCGCGCUCCCUUUCCUUCCAGCACCGGAUGCCAAUCCGACCUUCUCCACAUACUUUUCCCGGCAGUGGGCGGACACCUUCACUGUAUCGCUGCACAAUUUUCUGAGCGUUCUCUUCCAGUGCAUGCCUGUCCCAACUAUUCUAAACUUUGACAUGGAAUGCCAGAGAAUUCUACACAUCCAGGAAGAGAAUGAAGCACUGAGACAGAAGGUCUUUGCUCUUCAGGCAGAGGCUCACAGACUGAGAAAAGAUGAAGAUGGCCCCAUAGUGCAUCACAAGCUGCCUCAUUAUGUCUCCAACAUGGAUCGGCUGGGGGACUCUGAGCUUAACAUGGUUUCAAGUCAAAGGCAUGCUGGAUCAACGGUCCAGUCGCAAAAGUCCUCUGGAUUCCUCUCCUCCUUGCUCCCGCAGAGUAAAAAGGCUGUCCCUUCCAGGCCUCCGCCAGCUACCAUAUCCUCACCAACGCAGAGUUCCACUACUCUGCCACUCAAGAAGGAGCCAGCAAACAAUCAGGCCCAGAAAACUAAAGAGGUGCUCAUCCUACCCAAGGAGGUGAAGAGUGUGCAGAGUGCUCUUAGUGUACCCAGUGCUAGCGAUCCGACCUUAUUGCAACAGAGACAGAGACGGCUGCAGGAGAGGAAAGAGCUCCUCUCUAAGACACAGUCUCAGCAAAGCACAGAGAAGAAGCCUGAAAUUUCAGAGCCAGAACCUGAGCUUCGCCCUGAGAUCCAGCAAGACCCAGUAGAGGCAUUGAUGAGGGGUGUCGGGGGAAACGGUUCAAGAGAAGAGAAACCUGAGCAACCCUUCAUAGUGCUGAGCCAGGACGAAUAUGGAGAGCACCACUCGUCCAUCAUGCAUUGCAGGGUGGAUUGCUCGGGAAGGAGAGUGGCCAGUUUGGAUGUUGAUGGCGUGAUUAAAGUGUGGUCCAUUGAUGGCAUCAUGCAGACCAAGGCAUCUGCCAUCUCCAAGUCUGCUUUGCUGUCUCUGGAGUGGGCAACAAAGAGGGACAGACUGCUCUUACUGGGCAGUGAGGUUGGUACUGUCCGCCUGUAUGACACAGAAGCAAAGAAAAACUUGUGUGAGAUUAAUAUUAUUGAUGAUAUGCCAAGGAUCCUAUCUCUGGCGUGCAACCCCAGCGGGACUUCCUUUGUAUGUUCUGCAGCAGCACCAUGCUCACCCACUCAAAUAGAACCAUCAGUUCCUGGUUUAGGGGAGAAUGGGACCAACCAAGUGCCAGGGAGAUUGCUACUGUGGGACACAAAAACCAUGAAACAACAACUUCAGUUCUCCCUGGAACCUUCACCUAUCGCUGUGAACUGCACAUCAUUUAAUCACAAUGGCAACUUACUUGUGACCGGGGCUGCAGAUGGCGUUAUCAGAUUGUUUGACAUGCAGCAGCAUCAGUGCGCCAUGAGCUGGAAGGCGCAUAAGGGGGAAGUUUAUUCCGUUGACUUCAGCUAUGAUGAGAAUGCUGUGUACAGCAUUGGAGAAGACGGGAAGUUCAUCCAGUGGAAUAUUCACAAGAGUGGUCAGAAAGUUUCAGAAUAUUCACUGCCAUCUGAUGCCACCGGACCCUUUAUGCUCUCCGGUUACAGCGGCUACAAGCAAGUCCAGUUCCCCAGGGGCAGGCUCUUUGCCUUUGACUCAGAAGGAAAUUAUAUGCUCACCUGCUCGAGCAAUGGAGGAGUUAUCUAUAAGCUUAACAGUGAUGGUAGUACAUUAGAGAAUUGCCUGUCUCUGGGUGGACACAGGGCCCCGGUCGUCACGGUGGACUGGAGUACGGCGGUGGAAUGCGGCACUUGCCUAACAGCCUCAAUGGAUGGGAAAAUCAGACUGACCACUUUACUGGCCCAAAAAUCCUAACUGCGUCUCAGGCCACUUUUGUAUUUUAUAACCGAGGAAAAUUGUUGAAUCUUUUCCGCCAUCCUAGCUUAGGGAGCAGGAAGUUCAGACUUGUGGAAAUCUCUCGACACCGUAAAUGUAGCAGCACAGAUCUGGCCAUUGUACAUUCCAGCAUGGGUAGAAAUUCAACAGUAUUAUUGGACUUUGUGAUUCAAAGCUUCUGAAAGAAGAACUGUACUUGUUCCCUGUAGCAACCAAUCGCCUUUUAAUUCCACCCCUUUGCAAUAGUAAUAUGGAAGGAACAAUAUGGUGGGUGCAAAGAACAUGUGUGGUGUUUUUUUUUUUUUCAGGUCGCAUCAUUUAGGUAACCUUAGCAGGUUUCAGGCUACCAGUUCACACAGUGUCUUAUUUAUGAACAAAGGCUCCCCAAAUCGGUGGCUCGUUGAUUAGUGGAUAGUUUCUAGGACCAAUUAUGGAUAUAGUAUUUUAGCCUUGGGAGAAGGCUGAACUAGUUUAGCUCAGCAGUGGGUUUUCUCCUCCACCACCUCUGCAGCAUUAUGAAGAGUGGUCCUCUUUUACCCCGGCUUUGCUGAAUUUAUUUCCACUGUGGGAGGCGUGUGUAUUCUGCUGCAGAGGCAGGAAUCUUUCUGUAAAUGCUCUGUAAGACAGCGUGUUGAUUAUUCAGGUCAGAACAGUUUGCCUAGUACUGAAAUUA